GGUAUCGAUUCGCUUGUGUGGGCAUCGUUUGUCAAAACCAAAAUGACUCACUUGAACUUCUAAACAAAAUACGAGUUUUAGAAAUACAAAUUGUCAACAGUUUACUUUCUCGACAGUGCAAUGGGCUUAUUUGGCAAAACCCCCAGCAAAGAUCCCAAAGAACAGGUGCAGGAGUGGACGCACAAGAUACGGAAGGAGGGAAACCAGCUGGAUCGCCAGAUUCGUAGUAUCCAGCGUGAGGAGGACAAGGUCAAGCGCUCCCUCAAGCAGGCUGCUCAGAAAAAUGAUCGCGACACCUGCGUCAUUCUGGCGAAGGAGAUUGUGAACGCGCGGAAGGCCAUUAACCGCAUAUACACGUCGAAGGCGCACCUUAACUCCAUCCAAAUGCAGAUGAAGAACCAGCUAUCCACCUUGCGGGUAGCCGGAUCCCUGCAAAAGUCCACGGAGGUUAUGCAGGCCAUGCAAAAUCUGGUGCGCUAUCCGGAGCUGGCCGGCAUAAUGCGCGACAUGUCCAAAGAAAUGAUGAAGGCCGGCAUUAUCGAGGAGAUGUUAGACGAAACCAUGGAUUCGCUGGAGGAGUCCGAGGAACUGGAGGAGGAGGCGGGCAAGGAGGUGGACAAGGUUCUCUGGGAGAUUACGGAUGGCAAGCUCGGAGAAGCUCCCCUGCCGCCAGAGGCUACUCCGGCGGACAAGGCGCCUGCUGCCCGCGUCGAGGUUCCUGUUGAGGAGGAUGAUGACGACGGCGAGGAACUGCAGGAGAUGCAAAGCCGCCUGGCUUCGCUGAGAUCUUAAAGCGAAUGCCAAGGGGAUUGCAUUUAUAUUCGAAAUUGGAGGCUUGUGAUUCCGACUAACAAGUCCAAAACGAAAGAACACCAGCCAGCGCCUAAUUAUAAAAACCAAAAUAAUCUUUAAAAACUAAUAUUCAGUUUUUAUAUUUUAAGUAAACAGUGCCCCAGUUCAAGUUGUGUUGAACGCAUUGUACGGUUUAAUUUACACAAGUUAACUUUAUUUAUUGUAUAAUUAACAUUGUAUUAAAAAUCGAUAUUUGCUGUGGUA
Messenger RNA from Drosophila takahashii, 1056 nucleotides. RefSeq names its product vacuolar protein sorting 24 (gene Vps24). Gene Ontology annotation, cellular component: ESCRT III complex; multivesicular body. Lineage: Eukaryota; Metazoa; Arthropoda; Insecta; Diptera; Drosophilidae. The record is from RefSeq and is a predicted model, not a curated record. Gene Ontology annotation, biological process: endosome transport via multivesicular body sorting pathway; protein transport; late endosome to vacuole transport.